Molecule: messenger RNA, 2011 nt
Organism: Pimephales promelas (fathead minnow)
Lineage: Eukaryota; Metazoa; Chordata; Actinopteri; Cypriniformes; Leuciscidae
Source: RefSeq, a predicted model, not a curated record
CAGCAGAUCUGAAUGCAGGACACUCAUGACCACCGGAUACUGGAUGAAGGGUGCUUUAUCAGCUGGUUUCUGUGUGGAAACACGUGGAAGGAUCUUUAUGGAAAAUCAGGAUGAUGCUAAACACAGAGGUCUCGUGGAAUAAAGCUUUAACAGACAACAAUAUCAAGGGCCUCGUUGGCUGCUUACGGGGCCUUUGUACUGAAGGUGAAGGGGAUACGAGUGAAUGUUUAGCCCGUUUUAACUGCUGGCUUCAGAGUUCAGCAGAACUGGCCAAGAAGGAGCUGUUAAUGCUCUGUUUCGGACGAUGUGAAGGAUUGUGGAUGUUUGUAGAUGAAAACGCUUUCGCUCUAGUCCAUAAACUGGUCCUCAAGUUGAAGAACCUGCUUUCUCUGGUCCACCUUGUACAGAAACAAAGUGAGCCUGUACACACUAAACAAGGAAGCAAGGCUUCAUAUAUAUGGGGUUGUUGGAAACAGGAGCAUCAUGCCAUGAGGCAACACAUCCUGCUGGGCCGCCUGGUGCAGUGGUGGAGCCUCACAGGACUUCUGCCCAAGUACCCAGAAGCCCAUGCGCUGAAGAGGAUAUCUCAGAUGUGGCGUGAGAUGGACCGCAAACAAAGGAGAACAUGUCUGCAGUUGAGCAGUUAUGCUGAGGAUAAGUACCGAUGGAGUUCUCUUAUUCAGGGUAUGGUAGCUCAUAUGGACAAACAACACGGGCCUAUAUGGGUUUCAGAAGACUGUGCCUACCAAACGUACCCACCACCAUCUCUAGAAGCUUUGCUAAAGCUAGUGCUGCUGCCUAAUAUUGACAUGGUGUCCGUCCAAGCCAUUGUAAUGUACUUUGUCCUGGAUGUGUCUAACUUCCUGCAGUGUAAGGAUGAUCUCCAGCAGUCAUUCUGUCAUGUUUUCAGUGUCUCAUCUGCAUUUUCCCAACAGAUCUUUGGAUUUUGGCUUCUAGAUCAGGGAUUAGUAACAGAUUCAAUGGAUGUCUUAUUGAGCCCGAGAGCUUGUCCUCCAGCACUGUCAUGGCACCACUGGGCUGUUCUGAGGACCUUAUUGAGGACAGGAGAGAAUAAAGCAGCACUGAAGUAUCUAUACAGCAUCACACCAGCCAUGGAGAACAUUCAUGAUAUCAAACUCCGUGUGGAUGUAUUAAUACAGAACAAAUGUAUCUCAGCAGCCUGGGCUCUGCUCAGAGGACUUCAUGAAGACGUUCAUUUGUUCAAGCACUUCAUUCGUGUCUGUGAGAAUCGUGGGAUUUGUAGUCAUGCAUUGGCCACACUAUGCGAGGGUAUGGCUCGUAUCCCUUUGACGAAAAGCCGAAAUAUGCAGUCCAAUGAAGCACAAAUACAGAAUCAAAAAACAAUAGGUCUAUGUCCAGUAAGACCUGAACCAGGGUUUCAAGGACAAACUCCACGUCCACUGUCUGCAUGGCUAUACCAAAUGGAUGAGCAACUGACCCCUAGAGAUUUUGUCAGGAUACUCAGACAAUCUAUUUCUGAAAUAUGUCCACUACCAAAGAAAAGAAGCUCCCCAUUCUCCAGAACCGGCUGUCGACCACGUGAGACAGAUAAAACAAGAGAGAAUAAAGGUGAAAUUAAGGGGAGGUUUUGGAGGGUACGGCAGACCACCGCAAUCUGGCAUCAUUGCAGGAACUUUACAGCUUCGCUUCAACACUGCGAUCCAGACCCCCAUCACUCCUUGAAAUCCAGGAAAUGUGCUCGACUGCAUUAUUUGUCUGGAUAUUUGCCUGGGCAAUCAGGCAGCGGAAAGGGAGAGUUGUCGAGUGUUUAUUAGAACGGCGGACGACGUGUCGGCUGUAAUGCUCAGAACACCGAGACCACAAGCCCAACCACCUGACAGGCCUGGUGACCCUGCAAGACGGUUUCCAGACAGCUGCAGCUGGACUGAUGUUCAGUUGGAGAUGGAAGCGAUGUUGCUGCCGAUGGCGACCGUCAGCAUCAGAGCCGGAAGUGGCAGAACAGAAGAUCCGAUUAGAGGAAAGAAAUGAC